Molecule: messenger RNA, 1159 nt
Organism: Trichomycterus rosablanca
Lineage: Eukaryota; Metazoa; Chordata; Actinopteri; Siluriformes; Trichomycteridae
Gene: gpr12
Product: G protein-coupled receptor 12
Exons: 2
Coding region: 86-1111 (341 amino acids)
Biological process (GO): adenylate cyclase-activating G protein-coupled receptor signaling pathway; regulation of metabolic process
Cellular component (GO): plasma membrane; cytoplasm
Molecular function (GO): G protein-coupled receptor activity
Source: RefSeq, a predicted model, not a curated record
GCAGACAUGGAGACGCAACAAGGUCGCAGCGGGAGCGUCUGAUCCGUGGACCAACACCACCUCCAUCAUCAAGACGGGGGCCACAAUGAGUGAGCAGGUGCCAGUCACACCGAGCUGGCUGACCCCUGACCCUAUCUGGGUGAGCAGCGGUGGGGGGAGCCCAGAAAACCUCACGGUCGGAACGCCCCCUCCGCCGCCCGCCCUGCCGCCACAGUCCACCGCCGAGCUGCUGGUGAACCCGUGGGACAUUGUGCUGUGCACGUCAGGUACGCUGAUAGCCUGCGAGAACGCCCUGGUGGUGCUGGUGAUCUGGCAGAACACGGCUCUGCGGGCGCCCAUGUUCCUGCUGAUCGGCAGCCUGGCGCUGGCUGACCUGUUGGCCGGCGUGGGCCUGGUCCUGCACUUCGCUUUCGCCUACUUGCUGCGCUCGGACUCCGCUCAGCUCCUCACUGUCGGUUUGGUGGUGGCGUCUUUCUCUGCGUCGGUUUUCAGCCUGCUGGCUAUCACCAUCGAUCGGUACUUGUCGCUGUAUUAUGCAUUGACUUAUAACUCGGAACGCACUGCCGCUUUUACCUACACCAUGUUGGUGCUGCUCUGGGGCGCCUCGCUGUGUUUGGGUGUCCUGCCCGUCACUGGCAUCAACUGCCUGGGUCAGGAGGACGCCUGCAGCGUGGUGUGGCCCCUGACCAAGAACAACGUGGCCGUUCUAUCCGUGUCCUUCCUGCUGCUGUUCGGGCUCAUGCUGCAGCUCUACGUGCAAAUCUGCAAGAUCGUCAUGCGCCACGCCCACCAGAUCGCCGUGCAGCACCACUUCCUGGCUGCCACGCCGCACUACGUCACCACGCGCAAGGGCGUGUCCACGCUCGCCAUCAUCCUGGGAACAUUCGCAGCCUGCUGGAUGCCCUUCACCGUAUACUCGCUCAUCGCAGACUACACCUACCCUCCGCUGUACACCUACGCCACGCUGGUGCCCGCCACCUACAACUCCAUCAUUAACCCCGUCAUCUACGCCUUCCGCAACCAGGAAAUACAGAAGGCGCUGUGGAUGGUGUGCUGUGGGUGCGUCCCGGCCAGCGUCGCGCACCGGGCAAGGACGCCGAGCGACGUCUGACGCACGCCCCGCCGGAUGAGACUUUAGGAAUCGAGCGGAAUUUAAGGA